AUGACGGCCUGCCACAGCGUCGCCGCGAGGCGACUUCCUCGCGCUAGCCCUCGUCAUCUCUCAGCCGCAAGCCGGUGUUAUGUUCCUCUCGUUUUUUCCCUUUUUCUGCUUCUAAUUUCUCUUUUGAAGGCCACUCUCCUCAGCGUGUUUCACGCCCUUGCCUCCCUCGGCGUCGCGAUCUCGCUUCCUCUGGUCGGCCCUUCACUCGCGCCAUCGAGGUCACUCGCGCUUUCUCCUCGGCGGCAUCGACUUGCCCUGCCCCCAACCUUGCUUCGCUCGCUUUCCUCUCUUCUCCCGCAGCUUCCUCCUUCGCCUUCCCCCCCCUCAGCCCUGCCUUCCGCGGACCUUUUCUCCGUUCCCCUGCCUCUCCCCGCGGCCUCGCCGAGCGGCUGCCGCCCGGCGUGUGCGCUCGAGGCAGCGUGCCCUUCUCUCCUCGUUGGCCGCUCGCCCCUUUCCGCCUCGCCCCUCCUCUACGUUCUUCCGCUCUGUCUGCUGCUUUCCUGCUUCUCGCUUCUGUCGGCGGCUGCGCGCGUCGAGACAGCGGAGCCGCGGCGGCCUCUGCAUCCCUCCAUCGCAGAAGCGCUGGGUUCAGUCCCGCCAGUCAAGUUCGUCUUUUGCGUCACACUUUCCGCUUUCCUCGCGGUCGCUGUCGUGGCCUCUCUGGGAAGGGCUAUCCGGCCUGCGGAGAUGUUUCGUUUGCCGCCUCUCUCGCGGUCGCUCUUCCUUCCUGCCUACCCUUCCAUCCUGCCGCUGCUGCCUCUGGGCAGGACCUCCGCACGCGGCCGCCGGAUUCACCGCCACCACAAGUCAAGCGUGCAUACACUCCCCUGCUCGCCUCCCUCUGCACUCGGGCGCCGCGCCUUCACGAGCGAAGCGGCUGACCUGUCAAGCAUGGCGAGCCGCGAAGAAGGUACGGCGCCUGUCGAGGCGCCCGACAGCAGAGAAACCCGCAGCGGCCUCCAGGCUGAAGGCGAAGGCGAAAGAGCCAGGCGCGCCGGUGUGGAGAUCCCUCGACUGCUUUACGGCACAGCUUGGAAGAAGGACAACACAGAAAAACUCGUCAAAAACGCCCUCUUUGCCGGGUUCACCGGCAUCGACACAGCGUGCCAGCCGAAGCACUACGACGAGGCGGGCGUUGGUCGAGGCCUGCAGGCGUUUCUGCGCGAGAAGAGUCUGCCGCGGAGCUCGCUGUUCAUCCAGACCAAAUUCACUCCCAUCGACGGCCAGGACCCCAGGAAGCCGCUGCCCUACGACCCGCACGCGCCGGUGUCCGAGCAAGUCCAGCAGUCGCUUCAGACGUCGCUGGCGAACCUGCAGGUGGAGUAUUUGGACAGCGUGCUUCUUCACUCGCCGAUGCGGACGGCGGAGGAGACUCUCGAGGCGUGGCGGGCGCUGGAGGCCGCUGUUGACGAGCGCCGCGUGCGGCUCAUCGGCCUCAGCAACUGCUACGACGUCGUCACGCUGCGCAAACUCUACGUGGCAGCCCGCCACAAACCGAGGCUCCUUCAGAACCGAUUCUACGCCGACACCGGAUACGACAAAGAGAUUCGCGAGUUCUGCGAUGGACACGGCGUGGUGUAUGAGGCCUUUUGGACUCUGACGGCGAAUCCGCAUAUGCUGCGCUCAGCCGCAGUCCGCAGCGCAGCCACACGCUUCAACUGCACGCCAGCUCAGGCGUGGUUCCGCUACUUGCUGGAGAAAGGCAUCGUCGUGCUCACCGGGACGACCUCAGAGCAGCACAUGCGCGAGGACUUGGAAGUUCUCAGCCUGGACUUCUCGCGCCAGAGCUUCGAGGCGAUUGACCGAGAAGUCGAGCUGUACGCCUGA
Messenger RNA from Besnoitia besnoiti, 1827 nucleotides. RefSeq names its product aldo/keto reductase family oxidoreductase. Gene Ontology annotation, molecular function: aldose reductase (NADPH) activity. Bases 1 to 1827 code for a protein of 608 amino acids. Gene Ontology annotation, cellular component: cytosol. Lineage: Eukaryota; Apicomplexa; Conoidasida; Eucoccidiorida; Sarcocystidae. The transcript has 5 exons. The record is from RefSeq and is a predicted model, not a curated record.